AUGGGGAAUCCCCUGCUCAAGCAGUAUCAUGUCGACAGCGAUCCGCUCAUUCGAGGCACCCGGCACGGCCGAUGGACCGUUCACAGCGGGUACCACCUCGACAGGCCGAAUGUUCCUGUCUCUCUCUUUGUGUCUCAGGUUCACAGCGGGUACCACCUCGACAGGCCGAAUGUUCCUGUCUCUCUCUUUGCAUGCAAUUUGAAGGCCCCUGAGUUUGCUGCUCUUCCCCCCGAUGGCUCUGUGCUGCAGCAGCUGCGCGAGCUGCUGCAGCAGGACGCCCAGCUGCUGCAGCGGCUGCGGCAUCCACGGCUGCUGCAGGUGGUAGAGCCGCUGCAGCAGGGCAAGGACUCAUGGGUAUUCUGCACGAAGCCUGUCUCUACUUCUCUUAAAUCUCUUCUGGGGGCCCCCACAGCAAGAGGGGGCCCCCAAGCAUCAGGGGGGGGCCCCUCAGGGUACUCCCCCCCCGAUUCAGCGAGGGGCCCCAGCCCUCGCAGCAGCGCGAUCACGAGCCUGAGCAGCAGCAGCAACCCUCCUAGCAGCAGCAGCAGCAUGAGCAGCAGCGGCAGCAGCAGCAGCAGCAGCAGCAGCAGCAGGUUAUAUAGAAGAUAUGAGGAUCUGGGGGCGGAGGCGUGGCGCUGUGCCCGCCGCUGCGUUACACCGCGCCGGAGGUUUCGGGUGUAUGUCCAGCUGCUGUAUGCACAGCAGCAGAUGUAUUUUCUUUUUGUCUUCUUGUUUGUGAGUGUUUGGGGGCAACCAAUCUACCCUCAUGCAGAGAUGGAGACACAGAAACACACCGUCAACAGUGUUCUAUGCUGUCCCCUCUGCGUCCGUCUAUGUUUCCUCCGGGUUCUCUUUUUCAAGAAGCAGCAGCAGGAGCAUCAGCAGCAGCAGGAGGAGCAGCAGCAGCAGCAGCAGAAGCAGCAGCAGCAAGAGAUUUCUUAG
Molecule: messenger RNA, 942 nt
Organism: Eimeria mitis
Lineage: Eukaryota; Apicomplexa; Conoidasida; Eucoccidiorida; Eimeriidae
Exons: 5
Coding region: 1-942 (313 amino acids)
Source: RefSeq, a predicted model, not a curated record